AUGUCAACAUCGCAGUUGCUUCCCCAGGAAGGUACUCGACUAGUCGCAAAGAUAUACGACCCACUCUACUUCAAUGAUGACGAAGGGUAUCUCAACCCGUUCCUCUGCAUGGACAAGUACUACACCCACGAGGCCAACGCGUAUUCAUUUUCAGAAUGGAUUGACUGGGACUGGGAUUCCUGGCUUGAAGCAGAGUUUACCCACACCGUUUCAAGCAUCACGCCGGAGCUCUUAAGAGAGAGCUGGUUGAUGGCUGUGUAG
Messenger RNA from Aspergillus ochraceoroseus IBT 24754, 261 nucleotides. RefSeq lists its product as uncharacterized. Lineage: Eukaryota; Fungi; Ascomycota; Eurotiomycetes; Eurotiales; Aspergillaceae. The record is from RefSeq and is a predicted model, not a curated record. Bases 1 to 261 code for a protein of 86 amino acids. The transcript has a single exon.